Molecule: messenger RNA, 6186 nt
Organism: Pogonomyrmex barbatus (red harvester ant)
Lineage: Eukaryota; Metazoa; Arthropoda; Insecta; Hymenoptera; Formicidae
Product: dynein regulatory complex protein 1
Biological process (GO): cilium-dependent cell motility; axonemal dynein complex assembly; regulation of cilium movement
Cellular component (GO): axoneme; axonemal dynein complex
Source: RefSeq, a predicted model, not a curated record
GCCGUUCGUAUGCCAUUUUUCACGAUCGUGUAUCCUGUGUGCUGGUGAACUUUUUCCCUGGCUGAUAUUCAAGCCGUGUGGAAUUAGUCACUUUCGCGCCAUUGAGUGGAACGGACGUGUUUCAUCCUCAUAAUUUUUAUACUGCGUUAUUAUUGCGAGAUAAUUUUCGUCUCGACUUGGCGACCGAGUAUCGAGCAAACAAACGCACGUAUCCCAGCAAACAAUGUAUGAAUUGCAGAGAAGAAACUUUUGCUGUCAUCUUGCUGUCGUUGGGAAAUUUUGUUUCUUUGGUACAAAUAACCGCUGUCGUUUCGAACGUCACCGUCGCAAAUCGGAAUCCCUUUGAAUUUUGUCCGUUUUAUUUGCGUCUCGGGUGUUCACGCAAAAUUCACAGCGAGCAAAAAAACACGAAUGAUGAAUGACAAAUAUUUUGAGUUUGUGGAAGACACGGAGGAGCCGUCCGUUAUAUCGUCGGAUCCGAACGAGCGAAAAUUAGCGCGGCGUAUUCGUAUUCAGCGACGCCUAGAAGCGUUGACUAAAAAAAAAGAUGCCGAAGAUGAAGAGAUUAUCGAGAAGAUGCUCAUCGAAAAGCAAAUACUUGCUAGUUCCGAACUCUUGGAAAACCUGUCGUUGGAAGGUGACGAAGUGGUGACUUCCGUGAAGAUCGCGAAUGAUGCUAGGGAAUUACAGCGACGGAAGGAGACGCGGGAGAUCAGGAGGAUGUUGCUAAAAAAUCUCGAGGAAGACGAAGAGGAAUGCAUGAGGAGAUAUCGAGAGAUCAAUGAGAAGUGGUCAAGUAUCCUCGUAUCUAAAGAUCCGUUAGACAUACACGCGGAAAUGGAAGCUCAAAAUGCCAAGUGUAUGGAAAUCAUGGAGAGGAAAGAUGCUGUAAUUGCGCAGCUGCGAGAAGAAUUGGAGAAUGCCGAUCUCAAGUUUGUUGAGGACCAAAAGAAACAGAACGAGGACGUAGAUUUGUUAAUCAACAGAAUGGACAAUCAAAUGAAUAUCAUAACGAAAGCUUAUCGUUGCGAAUUGUCGCUUAUUAAUGAUGCAAUAGAGUCGGAGCGUAAAAUGUUGUUAGAAAAUAUUGGAGAGAAAUGGGAAGCGCUGCAUAAAAAGCUACAAGAGGAAAGUCUCGCCGGAGUGGACAGGCGGAAGGAGAUAAUGCGCGAGUAUGAGGAAGAGAUGAAGACAGCGAUAAUCGAGCAUCAGGAAGAGUUCCGGGCGCAGAAAAUCAGUUUCGAACGUGAGAUUCAAAAGCUUCAACAGGAGGUGCAGAACACGAAAGCAGUGUGUUUCAUGAACAUCGAAAAACUGGACUACAGUUACGCCGUGCUUAAGAAACGAGAAGACGAAAACGCCAUAGUGAAAAAUCAGCAAAAGAGAAGAAUUAAUAAACUUCAAGAUGUUAUCAACGAUUUGAAAAAGAAUUAUGCGGACUUAGAAGAAAACACGAGAUUUGAGAUACAGAAGCUCACGGACCAGGUCAUAAAGGUGCAUAAGAACAUUUUGGAUUUGAUGGAAAAGUCAAAUUACUUUACAAAACUUAACGAUAAGACGUAUAUGCAAAUUUGGGAUAUGAAUGUGAAAAAUGCGAAUGGGUUGCUCGAUAAGAUUCUGAAUGCCGACAAGAUCAUAUAUGAACAAGUAUUGGGCAUAGAAUGGAAUCCACCCGAAGAAACCUUGUUGAAAAAGAAAGAUUUGCCGUCUUAUCGUAGUGUGAUGUCUAUUAUAGAAGAGGAGAAUAGAUUGAUCGAAGAGAAAAGAACAAUAUGUAAGUCUUACAAACCGGCGAGUAUCAUUGAGGAAAUCAAUUUAGAAAGACGAAUGCUGAAUCAUAUCAUAAAACACAUCGCCAAUCGUUGCGAUUAUUUGAUCGAAGAUAGAUUGCUCGAGUUGCUUUUACCUUAUACCGCGAACGAUCAGCUCGUCAUACGAUUGGAUAAUAUAUUUCAGGCAUUAAACAUCAAGUCCGAAGAGGAACUUGGCUUUCUCUUGAAUUUGUUUUUGCCAUAUGCAUAUUGUCCUACGUGUAGUAGGGACAUAAGUAGGUCCACUGAUGACGAAUUGGUUGAAUCUUCUUCUUUAAAAACGGACGUCGAACAGGCAGAUAUCUGCGAACCUGUAGACAAGUUUACGGAAGAAGAAGCUAAAUUGAUUGCUGCCGUGAAAGAAGCAAUUGAUGAGGAAAAGUUGUCUACUCCUAGUGAUGACGUGAGCAUCAUGGGCGUCUCAUCACCAAGUUCUUUAACUGAAACAUUACUUCCUAUCGCGGAAUGUACUUCAACUUCCUACGCAUCUAUUAGUGAUAUCAUUAAGGAUGAUGAUCAAAUGCAACGACGCUUGUUAUGUGAUAAAGGACAUUUACUUGAAAUUGAAGCUACGUUUGUUACUAAAACUUUACGGGAAUUUGUAGAAAGAUAUCAUUUUGUCAAACGUGAAGAGAUGUCGAAGUCAUUUCAAGAAAAAUUAACAGAAAAAAAGAUGGUUGUUUCCCGAAACAUGGCAGCCCAAGAUGUAAUAGACUUUUGGAAACGAUACACUGAAAUUUUCCCAGCAAAGAAAGAACGACUCUGGGAUGGUUUAUUAAUCGGACUUAAAAAAUAUUUUGAAAUAUUAAAAGAACGACAUCGUUUAAAUAUUGAAGUAGAAUCUUUACGAAGGCAAAAUGCAGAAUUACGACAUUUAUUGAAAACAUACAUAAUCCAAGUAAUGCUAGAAAAUAACAUAAAUAUAUUGUAUACUGAAUACUAUGUAAUGAAAGUGGAUUGGUACGCAGGAUAUGAGCAGUUUGUCAAGCGCAACCUGACUCUGCUCCCCCAUCAGCAAGCAGGACAGCAGCAAGACGAGCAGUCUCAGCAGCUGGCUCAACCGCAGCAGGCUGACAUUAUGACGUCCAUGUUCGAUCAGCAGAUCAAGAGUGAGCCCAUGGGAUUUUACUCAGUCGCUUCCAGUCGUUCGGACGGAUCCAACUCGAUGGUGAAUUUGUCUGAUGAUCGAGAGGAUCUCUCUCAACAAGAAGGUCAUCUGCAGCCUCAGCAGCAGCAGCAGACACUGCAGUUGAGUCAGCAGCAACAGGGUCAGCAACAGGGUCAGCCACAGAAUCAGCAACAGACACAGCAGACGCAACAACAACAACAACAACAGCAGCAGCAGCAACAGCAGCAAAGUCAGGUCAUGCAACAGGAAUCACCGAGUCGUCAAUCUACAGGCCAACAGACCAUUAAGGAGGGCACGCGAUCCAAGCCACAACCUUGCAAGGUUUGCGGCAAGGUGCUGUCCUCCGCUUCGUCCUAUUAUGUGCAUAUGAAACUUCAUUCGGGGAAUAAGCCGUACCAUUGUACAGUAUGCGAGGCAAGUUUUUGCCGCAAACCUUAUUUAGAAGUGCACAUGAGGACGCACACGGGCGAACGACCUUUUCAAUGUGAGCUGUGUCUGAAAAGGUUUACGCAAAAGAGCAGUCUCAACACUCAUAAACGAGUGCACACGGGCGAACGGCCGUAUGCGUGCGACAUUUGUCAUAAACGUUUCGCCGUGAAGAGCUACGUCACGGCGCAUCGUUGGAGUCACGUAGCGGAGAAGCCUUUGGUUUGCGACCGAUGUUCUCUCACGUUCACGUCCAAAAGUCAAUUUGCGAUUCACAUCCGUACACAUACCGCCAGUACCACUUACGAGUGUAAUAUUUGCGGACGUACAUUCGUACGCGACAGUUAUCUGAUAAGGCAUCAAAAUCGGGUACAUCGCGACAUGAAUCAGAGCAGCUCGAAUCACAAUCCGCCGACGCCGCAGAGCAGCGGCGCCGGCACGCCUGGCACCGGCUUCGAGAGUCCGGUCUGUGAUCUGCGCUACAGCGAGGGACCGUCGUCGUUGGACGGCCUCGCGGGAGCUAAGGGCGCGGGCAUUGCCGCGGAGAUCGCCAGUUUAGCCAAGCAGAACAAUCUACAGCUUCCACUACCGCUGCUGCAUCCGCAGACCACCAACUAGUGUUUAGACGGCAGCAGUGCUACCCAGUCCCUGCCGCAACACCAAUCACCGCAGCAAGUAGUAUGUCCCACCUCGGCGUCUUCGCCGUUCACACUUAACUCACCUAUAUCUCACACCGAGCACACGAGCACACCGCAGAGUGUCUACCAAACGACGGGCUCCUCCGAUCCCUUGGAAAGCCCCAACUCCCAACACUAUCCGCACUUGUCCCCUCUAGAUCCAGCAUCGGAGUCGCAGCACCAUUCGCAUCAGCUGCACCGCGGCAUCCCUCCGCCAGGGCUUCAUCCCGCGCUCUAUUUGUAUGCGCAGUACUCGAAUACAAGCCCCACGAUGUCGUAUUCGGAAUAUAUGCAGCGUAAUAGUUAAACGCGAGUUUUCAUCUAGCAUCGAUCGACUCGUACGCGAAAAUAUAUAGUGAAAAUAUAUAGUGAAACUGGUGCUAUUUAAUCGCGUCGAUUGAUCAAAGUGCCUAUCGAGCAUCCACUUCCGAUUCGCAACAACGGAUGCUCGCUCGUCACGGUUUAGGAAUACGAUUUCAGUUUUGGUCCAGAAGGAGUACAUCGAUUCAGCUCGAUCAAUCACAAAGUGAUUACCGUUCGAUAAAAUAUUGCUAAUAUCUUGCGUGUUUAUACCUAAUGGAUUUUAUAUUUACAAGCAUCUUUUAAUAUGGGAUUGAAUAGCACCCGCUUGAGGCGCGGCUUUUAAUUGUCGGACGAUAAAAUCGAGCCGGCGUGGAUCGUUCUAAUGAAUCGAUCGCUAUCCGUACGCGAUGCUAGCUGGAACCAAAGCGUGCAACGUUUCUACGAGUCUUCACGAUUUUCGCACUCUUGUUUCGCCUGGUUUUAAUCACGUGUCCGCGAGUAUACAUAUACAUAUAUACAUAUAUUGUAUGUAUGUGUAUAUGCAAGAUAUUCGAUAAUAAUCGUAUCAUUUCUCGUGGACAGAUAAAGCGAGUUGUACUAAAUAGGAAAGUCCUCUACCGUUUUGCGAUUUUCCCGUGCAAUAAUUAAUUUAUAAAGAUAUGCGAAAGAUGAGCGUGAAUUCGUGUGAAGGGAUAAUCUAGCGGCAAGAUGGUUUGGAGAUGUAAUCUCCACAAUUUGGACAAAUAAUGGAGUAUCCGUUUAUAGCGCACACUUCCUGAUGACUAUCAUAAAUAUCGGUAAAGUUGGGUCAUCUAUUCACACGCAUGCAUCACAUUUAUGCAUCUUCAUAAAUUAAUAUCUCAUUAAUUAUUUCGAAGUUCGCAAUAUGACACAGAGCUUUUCUGCUAAAUUUAACUUUAUCUGUCCUACGAGAGGUGAUACGAUUAUUACUGGACACCUUGUGCAUCAUGCAAAAGCCAUUAUAACACACGUACACAUAUUUAUAUUAUAUUUUUAAAGGAGUUUAGUCACUUGAAUCUGUGAUAUAGAUAGUAAUUAUUGUCUACAAUGUUUAAACUAUUGGUUUAAUAUUUUGACGAAUAUCAAAACGAAGAAAAAGAAAAAAAGCAACGUCACGAGGCGAUCAAAAAUUUAUACCAAUGCUGGUCUCUACCGAAGGUGUUUGGUAGACACCCUAUACUCUAUUAAUUUUACAACAGCAACAACAAAGUAACACUAUGGCUAAUGCUACUAUUGUCACCGCUAUUAUUCUAACUACCACUAUCACAUCUCUCUGUCACCACCACCGACAUUUUCCCCCAAUUAUAUAUCUAUCACUACUAUUACAACUAUUACUACUAUCACCAUCACUAUUAUUCUCUACUGCUACUACGUACUACUAUAUAUAUAUAUAUAUACUAACUAAAAAAAGAAAUUACUACGAUCACGUUAUCGCUAAGAAUACACCCACACACGCGAGAACGCGCGUUUAUUUCGGCAAACUACGUCUAGUGCAUACGACUACGACCCGUCAUAUAGUCGUCAUGGUUUCUCUUUAGCUUGAAACGCUAUGAGAAUUUCUUCUGUCGCUUUUUCCUUAGAUCGUAAAACGUUUAUCCCUUCGCAACACCGACGGAUAUGUUCGUAUGUGACGAGGUGCGCGUUUGUGAUAAAGAAAAAAAAAAGAAAAUUGUUCUUCGUUUAGAGAGUAGAGCGCAGCUUUCGCAAUCAGUUCCAUAGUUGUACUUACUUUCCACAUAUCUCAAGAUGUACACAGAUAUAUAUAUAUAUUGUAUAUACAUAUACAUAAUACGUCGUACGAGUGUAUUAUAAGGCGAAA